This is a messenger RNA of Penicillium salamii, 885 nucleotides long. The record is from the annotation of a GenBank genome assembly. NCBI's taxonomy places the organism in Eukaryota, Fungi, Ascomycota, Eurotiomycetes, Eurotiales, Aspergillaceae.
AUGGCUAUGGUGGUGGCUACGGUGGAGGUGAUGUGGAGCAGGGAAAUGGCGGCUAUGAUGGGUAACAUGAACCAGGGUACUUCCGGGGGCCCCACCGCCAUCCUGAACAAGUGCAAGGAAAUCAACGAAGGUAUCACCGAGUUGACCCGCAAGCGCGAGGGCCAGCUGGUCUCCGCUCAGAAGGCUCUUUUGGACUCGAGCACCGGAAAGGAGGAUCAGUCUUCGCGCCAGACCCUCGACUACAUUGAGGAUGAGAUCAACACCGCCCUGCGAUACCUGCGCGAUCAGUUCAAGCGCGUCAAGGAGACCCCGGGAUCCGGCGACUCGCGCGUUCAGGGUCAGGUCGAGAACGUCAGUCGUAACCUUCGUCGCGAGAUCGAGGCGUACCAGCGCACACAAAGCGACUUCCAGAAGCGCUUGGAGGAGCAAGUGCGCCGUCGCUACGAAAUUGCCAACCCCGAGGCUACCCCCGAGGAAUUGGAGCAGGGUGUGCAGAAUGUCCUAAUGGGCCAAGAACAGAGCUUUGUGGUUCCCGGUACCCGCUCCCGUCAGGCAAAUGAUGCCCGCCAAGCGACCCUCCAGCGUUCCGCCGCCAUUCGCAAGAUUGAGCAGGAUCUGAUCGAACUCAGCCACCUCUACAACGAGGUUGCCGAGCUGGUACACCAGCAGGAGCCUGCCGUGCAGCAAAUCAACCAGGGAGCCGAGGAGACACACCGCAAUGUCGAGCAGGCCAACACCAAGCUUGACAGCGCUAUCCAGAGCGCCAAGAACGCUCGCCGCUGGAAGUGGUAUGCGCUGAUCAUUAUCAUCAUUAUUAUUGCGAUCAUCGUCGGUGUGGCUGUCGGUGUCACCCAGGCCAACAAGAGCGCCAACUCCAGCAAUUGA